GGUGGAAUAUAAGCCUCUCGUUGCCCGGGAGCGGAGCCAUGCCUUAGACGCCCGCCUCCUCUCCGCUUGCCGGACGCCUCUCGUCGCCCUCGGAGCGGCCAUGAGUUUCCCCCAAGAGGACGGGGUGGGCAGCUUGUGCCACAAGGCGCUGCAGAUCAUCUCCGAGCUGUGCCUGGGCGGGAAAGUGGAACUGGAGAAAUGCUCGGGCAUCUUCCCGCUGGAGACCAGCAGCCAAGGUAUAAGCAGCCCAGACAUCUCCGUCAGCCUACUAGCAGUCGUCGUCAGCUUCUGUGGACUUGCCUUGCUGUUAGUCUCCCUUUUUGUCUUCUGGAAGUUGUGCUGGCCAUGCUGGAGGAGCAAACCCGUGGCUUCGAAUAUAACCAGCGUCCCCCAGAACACUUCCAGUGCACCUUUGGAGGUUUCAGAAACCAAUGAGAAAAAAGAACCCAUUAAAGAAAACGGGAAGCCCUCGGUCAAGGUGGCUGAAGCAGCCAUGAAGAUUAGCCACACUUCACCUGAUAUUCCAGCAGAAGUUCAGAAUGCACUCAAAGAACAUCUCAUCAGGCAUGCACGGAUGCAGCGGCAGAUCACAGAGCCCACGUCUUCAUCAAGGCACAAUUCUUUCAGGAGACAUUUGCCAAGACAAAUGCAGGUGUCCAGCGUUGAUUUUAACAUGGGGACAGAUCCAGUUUUACAAAGAGGAGAAACAACUACCAGCAUUGGAAGGAUAAAACCUGAGCUUUACAAACAGAAAUCUGUGGAUUCUGAAGGCAAGAAAGAAGAUGUGAAAACCUGUGGAAAACUUAACUUUACCCUCAAGUAUGAUUAUGAGAAUGAACUGCUGUUGGUGACUAUUGUAAAAGCUUUGGAGUUACCAGCUAAAGACUUCACGGGUACAUCUGAUCCCUAUGUGAAAAUCUACCUUCUUCCAGACAGAAAAAAGAAAUUUCAGACACGGGUUCACCGCAAAACUUUAAACCCUGUCUUUGAUGAAACUUUUCAGUUUCCUGUAGCCUACGAUCAGCUUUGCAACCGGAAACUACAUUUCAGUGUGUAUGAUUUUGACAGGUUUUCUAGACAUGAUAUGAUUGGAGAAGUUAUUCUUGAUAACUUCUUCGAAGUCUCUGAUCUAUCUCGGGAGGCUUCAGUAUGGAAAGACAUCCAUUGUGCCACUUCUGAAAGCGUUGAUUUGGGGGAGAUCAUGUUUUCCCUUUGUUAUUUGCCUACGGCAGGAAGAAUGACCCUCACAGUCAUCAAAUGCAGAAAUCUCAAAGCUAUGGACAUCACUGGCUCAUCAGAUCCGUACGUCAAGGUAUCCUUGAUGUGUGAAGGCCGGAGAUUGAAAAAGAGGAAAACAAGUAUUAAAAAGAACACUCUCAAUCCGGUAUACAGUGAGGCCAUUGUGUUUGACAUCCCUCCAGAGAAUGUGGACCAAGUCAGCCUCUCCAUUGCCGUUAUGGACUAUGACCGAGUAGGGCACAAUGAGGUGAUUGGGGUAUGCAGGACCGGACUUGAUGCAGAAGGACUUGGAAGGGACCAUUGGAAUGAAAUGCUGGCAUAUCCCCGGAAGCCGAUAACCCACUGGCAUCCCUUAGUAGAGCUGCCAGGCCGAGCAACCAGUUUUGACAGUCAAGGAUCAUGCUCAUCACCGAAACCACCCCUUACUCCAUAGAAUGAGCCAGAAGUAUCUGAUGAUCAGGAUGACGAGAUCCCCAUACCUAUACGCAACUGAAGGUUUGGGCCUCACCGAUGAUCUGC
This is a messenger RNA of Pogona vitticeps (central bearded dragon), 1758 nucleotides long. Lineage: Eukaryota; Metazoa; Chordata; Lepidosauria; Squamata; Agamidae. The record is from RefSeq and is a predicted model, not a curated record.